Lactuca sativa (garden lettuce) is the source of this 537-nucleotide messenger RNA. RefSeq lists its product as uncharacterized. Gene Ontology annotation, molecular function: DNA helicase activity. Gene Ontology annotation, biological process: telomere maintenance; DNA repair. Lineage: Eukaryota; Viridiplantae; Streptophyta; Magnoliopsida; Asterales; Asteraceae. The record is from RefSeq and is a predicted model, not a curated record.
AUGCAUUUGGUCAGAUUUCCGUUCUUCUCGGUGGCGAUUUUUGACACACAUCCUAUUCUACCAAAGACCACACGUUCACAAAUCGUUGACAUUACAUUCCCAAUUUCAUAUUUAUGGAACUUUUUCCAAAUUCAGAUGUUGACUCAGAACGUGAGACUACUUUCUAACACAUAUAAUGGAACACAUUCACUUUCAUCGACCUUCUUUGCUGAUUGGCUACUUCAAAUUGGGGACGAGUUGGUUGUACAUCCUGACACAGACGAUCCACAAGACACCUCAUGGAUUCAGAUCCAGGAUUCAUUGUUGAUACCACCAGGGUCUGCUUCUCUAAAAAAUCUCAUAGAGUUUGUAUAUGGAACCAACAUACUUAACAAUCCCAUUACAGCUGAUUUAUUAGUCCGAGCAAUCGUUUGUCCGAAAAACAAAAUGGCUGACAUCAUAAAUAGAAUCAUCCUCAAAACGAUCGGUACGUGUGGCAAGAUAUACAACAGUACAGAUGGAAUGGAACCGAAUGGAAAACACACAUCAGAUCUAUAG